Messenger RNA from Myripristis murdjan (pinecone soldierfish), 930 nucleotides. RefSeq lists its product as uncharacterized. The transcript is spliced from 6 exons. The coding region runs from base 1 to 930 and encodes 309 amino acids. The record is from RefSeq and is a predicted model, not a curated record. Lineage: Eukaryota; Metazoa; Chordata; Actinopteri; Holocentriformes; Holocentridae. Gene Ontology annotation, biological process: response to bacterium.
AUGAUCUUCAGCACCAGGGACAGUUCCCCAGACUCAGGCUGGGUGAGGAUUGGACGAUGCACAGAUGAUCACAACUUCGUGACAAAGACUGCUCGUGUUGGGGAAGAUGUGACUCUAUCAUGCAUGCGUUUGAACAAUUUGACAAGAGCAUAUUUAUUUUGGAUCAGACUUGAUGCUAAAAACUUUCCUGAAGUCUUAGGAGGAACAUUCAGCUUUGAUAGUGAUCGUGUUACUAAAACUCGUGGAAUUACAGCAAAACAAGAGCCUGGAAAAUUUGUUCUACAUAUUACAAAAACCGAACUAAGUGAUACUGCAGUUUACUACUGUAUAAAAGUAGAACAAUUAAGAAUGGAUUUUUUGAAAGGAACUUUUCUGAGAAUCACAGACUCAGAACCAGACAUCACUGUUGUCACUCAAGUCUUUCCGUCUGAGCCAGUCUAUGAAGGAGACCCUGUGACUCUCCAGUGUUCACUCCUCUCUGACUCGGAGAACAAAGCCUGUCCAGCAGAACACAGUGUGUUCUGGUUCAGAGCCGGAUCAGAUGAGUCUCAUCCCAGGAUCAUUUACACUCAUGGAAACAGGAGUGAUGGAUGUGAGAAGAGUCCUGAGGCUGGCUCUCCUCCACAGAGCUGUGUCUACAACUUCUCCAAGAACAGCGGCAGCUCCUCUGAUGCUGGGACUUACUACUGUGCUGUGGCCACAUGUGGGGAGAUCCUGUUUGGAAAUGGAGCUAAACUGGACAUCAAAGCCAACUGGGAUAACUAUAUGGCCCAGCAUAUACUUCUGUUAGUGCUGUCUACUGCAUUGGCCAUAUGUCUGAUUGUUAUCAUCUUCCUCAUCUACACCAUCAAGACAAAAACACCCAGUUGCUCCAAUCACAUGAGGCCACAAGGCAUCAGAGGGCGUGUCCUGGCCUUCCCAGACCUGUAG